Penicillium macrosclerotiorum is the source of this 594-nucleotide messenger RNA. RefSeq lists its product as uncharacterized. NCBI's taxonomy places the organism in Eukaryota, Fungi, Ascomycota, Eurotiomycetes, Eurotiales, Aspergillaceae. The transcript is spliced from 3 exons. The record is from RefSeq and is a predicted model, not a curated record. Bases 1 to 594 code for a protein of 197 amino acids.
AUGGCUCGCGAUAUCUUGAAAGCCGCUCAGUCGGCAUCCCAUGUGGUCUCAAUUUCACAGAAAUACUCAGUUCGGUCCACUGGUAUUUGGGAACGUCUUCGUCAUCUUCUCGCCGUUGAUGCCAAUCGCUCCACUGGUGUCCCAUUGAACUCGCAGUAUCGCCUCCCAACCCCGGGUUCUUUGCCUCCUCUUUCUUACGAUGAUCCUGUCACUUUACCGGCCGGUGACAUCGCCGACAACCCAUACUGGAAACGUGAUACUCGAAGAAAUUACCCUCAGCUGAGCACCGUCAGCCAGGCUGAUGCAGUGAGUCUUCUCACGGUUGGAAGUCAGGCUGCUCCCAAGGAUGAUGUCCUGCAGAUUGGUGAAGCAGGCGAGAAGCAGCUAGUUGAAGUCAGAGAGCAAGGUGAAGAACGCGGCUUGGCUGCUCUGUUCGAGAAAGAUAAGAAGAGCAUUCAGGGUGUAUUGGCAGCCAAUGGCUUGCCCCCUACCCCAUGCAAUCUGAACACUGCUCCUCUUUCCUCACAGCCCAAGUAUGAGAUUGACCGCGAUCACGGUUAUCCUGAUGUGUAUCCCUGCCGCACCUUUGUCUGA